Messenger RNA from Aplysia californica (California sea hare), 3130 nucleotides. RefSeq lists its product as uncharacterized. NCBI's taxonomy places the organism in Eukaryota, Metazoa, Mollusca, Gastropoda, Aplysiida, Aplysiidae. The record is from RefSeq and is a predicted model, not a curated record.
CGAGGUUACCAUCUUUUGCGAGGCCUUCCUCUUCCUUUAUAGCCUGAACUCAAAUGCUUUGUAUUAUAGCUGGCUGGCUAGGUGACAUUCAUAACAAGUGGCCAAACCAUUUUAUGAUCUGUUUUUCUAUUAAAUGAGGCAGGACUCUGUGCCAAUAGCUGCUGUUACUUCUAUAUUUCUCUGCCUGUCUCGUCUAGUGAUGUUAAGGGUUUUGCGGAGACAUGUCAUAUCGCAUGCUUUCAUAUGUUUUUCUUAAUAUCCAGGUCUGGCAUUGGAAGCAAAAUGUUGGUAUAAAUGUUGAAGUGAUAAGCUGUCUUUUUGUGUCCUUAGAAAUGUUUGGAUGAAAUAGGAUGGGUGCGAGCUGGUAGCUGACAGCGUUGGCUUUUUGAGUUCGCAUUUCUAUUUCUCUGUCUAUGGACCUGUUUUCAGAAAAAGUGCCUCCAACUCCAAGAUAGUUAAACUUCUUCACAUAGAAUAAAGUAACAUGGGGAUAAAAUAAAGUAGAUAUUAUUGAAAAGAAAUGGCUAGUGUUCCUUUCGGCGUUUAGGGGAUCACUCUGUUACGUCCCCCUCCCUUAUCCAACUAACUGGUGGCUUCUGUAUCUACUUUGUUUUCCAGGUUUCUGCCUUUGCAACUGGGAUGACCACUGUCCAGAUUCGCCUUCGGCUGGUGGGACAUCAAAGUCAGACUAUCACUUUCGAAAAUAGAACAUACUCAGAUGGAGAGAUAAUCUGUGAAACGUUGGGUCAAUUCCAAAGCUUGCAGCUGCAAGGUAACGGAUCGCAGCUCACCGACAAUGCUUGCCAAAACAGAUCAGACAUUCUGAGAAUUGUCGCGGCCACCGGUGGGACCAACUUCACAGUGUCUUCUGAAUCUGUUACUUCUACGCAGAUAUUUACCCUCAACUCACCUGGAGCACAGACAGAUGUAAAGAUGGACAAUGAAACAGCCAGGAUCAGCUCCAGCAAACCAGUGUUGGUAGCACAGAUCGUUUGCAUCAAAGGUUACAGCAUUCUCACUCCCGUCAGCCAAUACAUCAGUUUUGCUAAACUGAAUGUAGGCAACAUUUCCAGUCUUAACUCCUCGAUCUUGUUUAUUUCCUCUGAUGCUCGUGUGAACGAUGAACUCCAGGUUGGAAACCGGACUGUGUCCAUGAAGUCAGAGACCAAUAUAAGAUACAACUUCACAGACCAGUUCCAAGAGAGCUUUAUCCAGCUGGACUCCCGUGCUGCUGGCUUUGAAUUUGGUGGCAUCGUUUACUCCUCUGGCGUUAACACUGGUUCUCUAUCCCCUCUGCCAGCUAUGCAUAUCAUCACCUAUAAGGAGUGCGUUAUGAGGAGAGGAACGCCGGGUGACAACAUCGACAACGACUGUGACGGUUACAUCGAUGAAGAACCAUGUAGAGAUUCUGUUAUGGAAGAUAAAGACGGAGACGGCAUGUACAAUGAGGACUGUCAGAAGCACCCAGAUAUCACACCCAAGUCAACCAGCACGAUGACAUCGUCGAUGGACGUCAGCUCUUCAUCAGAUGUCAUCCAGUCCUCAGCGUCCAUCAAAGGGUCAGCUUCCGCCAACUCUGACGAACUUUGCAGUUGUCUGUGUCCAUCUUCUGCCGCCUCCUUGACAUCUCUUAGCCCCCAGGAGCUCGAGGAAAAAGUAUCCUCCAUUCAGAAGGAGCUGUUAGUGGACAAACGUAGUGUAUCAGCAACCCGGCGUCGUUAUAUUAGCGCUAAGGACGACCGGACGUCUGCUCAUGCUGUGGGCUACCUGGGUGUCGCUGUUGUGGUCAGCAUCUUCCUGGGUAUCUUUCUCCUGGACUUGAGCACUCUAUCACGGGAUCUCAACAGGCUCAUCCGCAACUGCAGAAGGCAAGACUGAUGCCAGCUUAUUACCCUGCACAGAAUACACAUCAGAGACAGCACGUCAGCUUUGAACGGCAUAACGGCUCUGGUAAAAAAUGCAGGUUAACAUUAGAGUCAGAGUUACCCCUACGUGGACAAAAAGUGUUGCAGUAAGAUCUUUUUGUAAAUCUUUUUCUUUGAUAAAACCAAACCGUCAUUUUGCCAGGACAAAGAUUUUAUAUUAAUAAUUGUGAUAAAUGAUUUAGCCACAGACUGCUUUUUCAGCGGAAAAAACAUCAGGUCGUAUUCAGUAUUUAUGAAAUCUUAAAUUUUGAAGUCGCAAUUUGGAAAUCAGGCAAUUUUUUUACUUUGUGAUUAAGUAUCAGAUUUUAAUUCUUUUUAAUCUGAAUUAUCUCAUUCUUCGCAAAGAACGUCAUGUCAAUGAUUGGACCCUUGGUCCUUAAUCAGCAACCAGGAGAACAAUCUGAUAGGAGCAAUAUUCUAUAAAGGAGGAGAAAAGUUUAGACUCUUCUCAAAUUCGAACCCCAUUCAUACUUCCUUGGCCUACUUGGUCACUGAGUGCGUCAUUCUGGUAAUCACGUCUUACUUUUACUUUUAGUUUAUCAUCAUCCCAGAUGCCCUUAUUAGAGAAUCAUACAAACUGAGCUAAGGAUACAAAGAGGGCCUACGUUUCAUGGGUGCGGGUUGCAAGUAACAUCUCAUUGUUUGCUGAGUUUGAAGCGUUACUGGCUUUGGAAAAACUGGAUUUUCUUAAGAUGUUUGAUUGUCGAAAUUCAUCGAUCCACAAAUGGAUGUCGGCAACUACCUAUAACAAAGUCUAGAAGAGCAGCGACGUUGUACCACAAAUAAGGCAUACAAUGUCGUCCUUUCAAAGAUCCCUCCCAUCCCCACCCCCUUUUAAAAAUAAUAAAAUCCUAUAUUUGUUUGGGACAAAGCUAAUGAAAUAUCUGUGAAUGUGAUCAUUCUAUGAAAAGAGCUGGAAACGAAGGAUCGGUUUUGUGACAACCUGGGGGAUGAUCAUGAAAGGUCAGAAACAAAAACAAGACUUCUAUCACGUUUACGCAUCAUAAUCGUUAACCUCCCAUUUUCCCUACGAAUUAUUUUAUGAUCUCAUCAUCUUCAGCUUCAGCAUUAGCAUCAUCCUCAUUAUCUCCAUCAUUAUCAUUAUUGUGAGCACGAUACUGUUUAAAAAGCAACAACAAAAAUGGUGGAGACUUGAGUAAUUCAAUAUCUAUAACACUGUAAAAAAAAGUUCCAUCAUCAUCAUG